AUGACUUAUGAAAAUGAUAUUCAUCUACACCAAGUUUUCAAACGAAUCUUAAAAUCAGUGACAAUGAACGAACGAAUCAAAAGACCCUCAUUUAUGAUUAAGGAUAUUUUAGGAAAUUCGGAAACAACUUGUGGAAGCGGAUCACAUAGAAUUGAACGAUUGACCACAAAACCAUCUUUGCCCACCUUACCAAUUCCAAGUUCCGUACAUUUACCGUAUUUCUCCUACCCAUCAACACCGAUUCCACAUGGUCUGGUUGGAAUGAGACACCCAGGGCACGUGCCUUUCAUGCUACCCAGAGCUUUAAUAAUUAAGAAAAACAAAAAUGAUGAUUUACGAAAUGAUAAUUUAGAAUACAAAAAUGAUAAUUUAGAAUACAAAAAUGAUAAUUUAGAAUACAAAAAUGAUAAUUUAGAAUACAAAAAUGAUGAUUUACGAAAUGAUAAUUUACGAAAUGAUAAUUUAGAAUACAAAAAUGAUAAUUUACGAAAUGAUAAUUUAGAAUACAAAAAUGAUAAUUUACGGAAUGAUAAUUUAGAAUACAAAAAUGAUAAUUUAGAAAAAAAAUGA
Messenger RNA from Lottia gigantea (owl limpet), 570 nucleotides. RefSeq lists its product as hypothetical. The record is from RefSeq and is a predicted model, not a curated record. The coding region runs from base 1 to 570 and encodes 189 amino acids. NCBI's taxonomy places the organism in Eukaryota, Metazoa, Mollusca, Gastropoda, Lottiidae. The transcript is spliced from 2 exons.